UACUACAGCAACGUCACCCUCAACGACCCCUGCGCCUCCAGCCCCAAUGAGAACAUGUGCCCCCUUGCACGCCCCCCGCUCCCAUACAACAUGCCGCUGGCCUACGUGUUCAGCGUUGGGGUCUCCUUCCUCGUCACCUGCGUCCUGCUGGUGUACAGCAUGUCCCGCUCCUUCCGGGAGAGCUACCGCGUCGGCAGGUCUGCCAGGGACCUGGCCGUCAAAGUCUUCUCUGCCUGGGACUUCAAGGUGAUCCAGAGGCACUCAGUGAAGCUGCAGCAUGAGAACAUCCACACCCAGCUGAAGGAGCUGCUCGUGGAGCAUCGGUCCCGCUCCCGCUCCCUGAGCGUCUGCCAGUACCUGAGACGCAGCGCUGCGCUUCUCCUAGCCUGGGCCUUCUCCCUGAGCACAGUGCUGGGCUGCGUGCUGGCUGUGCACCGCUUCUCGGAGUACAUGCACGGGAUGGUGGUCCUCGGCCUGCUCUGCUACCAGUGGUUGAGCCGGAGAGUUGUCUGCUCGACGGAGGAGUGCUGGGAGACGUGUGUGGGGCAGGAGCUGUACCGCUUCGUGGUGAUGGACUUCAUAUUCACCCUGCUGGACACGCUCUUUGGGGAGCUGGUCUGGAGGCUGAUCUUGGAGAAGAGGCUGAAGAGGAACCAGAAGCCCGAGUUUGACAUCGCCCGAAAUGUGCUGGAGCUGAUCUACGGGCAAACCCUGACCUGGUGAGAUGCCACCUUACCUGGCGUGGCUCUGCUGGCGAAUGCCUCGUGGUCCCCUGUGAGCCCCACCAGCCUGAUGCAGAACUGCCAGUCCCCCAGCAAGCCUUGGCAAGCAUCUCACAUGAGCACCAUCUUCAUCACCCUGCUGUGCUUCCCGUCCUUCCUGGGCGCAGCUGUCUUCCUCUCCUACACCAUCUGGUCGGUGCGGCCAUCGGAAACCUGUGGUCCCUUCCAGGGGCUGGAAACCAUCUACAAGUCAGGAAAGACCUGGUUGCAAGUGCUGGAGAAGUCCAACCCAAACAUCACCUGGUUUGCCUGGGUCCACCAGCAUCUGGUGGAGAACACCUUCCUCCUGUUCCUCAUGUCCGGGCUCCUGCUAGCCAUGAUCUACUUGAACAUCCAGGUGGUGAGAGGCCAGCAGAGGAUCAUCUACCUGCUGAAGGAGCAGAUUGCCAACGAAGGAGAAGAUAAAAUAUUUCUCAUUCAGAAGCUUCACUCCAUUUACAAGCAGAGAGAGAGCAGCGCCUGA
Messenger RNA from Pelecanus crispus (Dalmatian pelican), 1245 nucleotides. The record is from RefSeq and is a predicted model, not a curated record. Lineage: Eukaryota; Metazoa; Chordata; Aves; Pelecaniformes; Pelecanidae.